This is a messenger RNA of Gastrolobium bilobum, 897 nucleotides long. RefSeq names its product two-component response regulator ORR24-like. The transcript has 5 exons. NCBI's taxonomy places the organism in Eukaryota, Viridiplantae, Streptophyta, Magnoliopsida, Fabales, Fabaceae. The coding region runs from base 1 to 897 and encodes 298 amino acids. Gene Ontology annotation, molecular function: DNA binding. The record is from RefSeq and is a predicted model, not a curated record. Gene Ontology annotation, biological process: cytokinin-activated signaling pathway; phosphorelay signal transduction system.
AUGAUCCUUGCAGUUACUGCAACUACUGAGUCAAUUAAAGCACUAGAAAUGUUGAGGGAAAACAAAAACAAGUUUGAUCUUGCUAUUAGUGAUGUAAUUAUGCCACACAUGGACGGAUUUAAGCUCCUUGAAAUUGUGGGACUCGAGAUGGACCUACCUAUCAUCAUGCUGUCAGGAGACAGUGAUACGAAGCAAGUGAUGAAAGGUGUUACACAUGGUGCAUGUGACUAUUUAAUUAAACCUCCUAAAAUUGAAGUUUUGCAAAACAUAUGGCAACAUGUACUGCGAAAGAAGAUUGACUGCAAGGUUUGGAAUGUUGAGUUGCAUAAAAAGUUUGUUGAUGCAGUUAAUCAACUAGGCAUUGACAAGGCUAUUCCUAUGAAAAUACUUGAUUCGAUGAACGUUGAAGGAAUUACAAGAGAACAUGUAGCAAGCCAUCUGCAGAAAUACAGGUUGGCCCUCAAGAAGGCAACUCAUCAAGGUAGCAUGGUUGAUGGAUUGGGUUGCAGUAACCCUUAUGUGCAAAUGAGUUCAAUAAAUAGACAUGAAAAUUUUAACACUUUGUCUGGAUCAGGAAGAAUCUUAACAACUACACCACAACAUUCAUAUAAAUCUGGUGGAAUGUUUGGUAGGCUGAACUGCCCAACAGGCUUUAAUUUGAGAGGAAUGGGUUCCUCUGAACUGGCCGGGCCUAUUCGGUCGCAUUAUAUUAACAGAUCCAUAAAAUCACUAGGAAACAUUCAGCUGCCUAAGUUUGCUGCAAAUCAAAGCUCUAGUUUAUCGCAAGGCAUUCCAAAAUCAAUUGAGCUUAAUCAAUUUCAGAAGAGCAACAAUAUUGUGCAGUUUAAUCCAAUUGGUGGGUCAACUGAAUUUACUGAUUCCUCUACUGGAAAGUAG